This is a messenger RNA of Notothenia coriiceps (black rockcod), 1896 nucleotides long. RefSeq names its product EPS8 signaling adaptor L3a (gene eps8l3a). The record is from RefSeq and is a predicted model, not a curated record. Gene Ontology annotation, biological process: Rho protein signal transduction; positive regulation of ruffle assembly; regulation of Rho protein signal transduction. Lineage: Eukaryota; Metazoa; Chordata; Actinopteri; Perciformes; Nototheniidae. The transcript has 19 exons. Bases 1 to 1896 code for a protein of 631 amino acids. Gene Ontology annotation, cellular component: ruffle membrane; plasma membrane; vesicle. Gene Ontology annotation, molecular function: actin binding.
AUGUUCAGGAGCAACAGUCCCUUUGACAACGACACCAGCAGCUACGCUGGAUCCAUCCAAUCCAAUGGUUUCUCCAACACGGAUGAUGUGUCAUCGCAGGCGUCAAAUGUGUCGAAGCUCAGUGCCAUGUCAGUUUACUUGCAAAGGAAGGAGUAUGCAGAGUCAGUAAACAAGAUGAUGGACAAAUUACGGUACAGAGUGGAGCACUUGUUCACCUGUGACCUGGAUGGGAAGGAGCUGAGAGGCGUGGGGGACUGUGUGGAGCGGCUGAAGCUUCUGGACGGUAUGGGCCGAGUUUGGGGUCAGAACAUGAGGCUGGAGGUGCGAGGAGCCAACCUGCUGCUCAGAGACAGCGAAACCAAGGAGGAGCUGGAGUCCAUGUCCUUAUGUGACAUCCUGGAGCUGAAGGCGGUGCUGGACGCCGGCGUGUUUAACUCCCUGCUCACAGUGUCUUUCCGGCCCGAGGGGAAACACACCACCACUGUCUUCAUGUUUCAGUGUGAGGAUGUCAGGGCUGACUAUGUCCAAAGGGAUCUCUCAGCAGCAUUGUCACGCAGGAAACAUGAUUUAGGCAUCAGCAAUGCAGGACCAAUAGCAAGACAUCAGGGAAUGGAAAACCUUAGUGACAGCGAAGAUUUCUCUGAACCAAAAGAGCAGAAGCCCCCCCGAUGGACGGCUCCUGACUAUGAGGAGGAUGACGUACCUGAGCCUCAACCAGUUGUGUAUCAGGAGGAAGAGGAGGAGGAGGAGGAAGAAGAGGAGGACCCACCUCCCAGAGAGAGGGCACCGUCACCGUAUCCCUCCACCACCAAAGAAGAACCUCUGUCGAGCCAACGUCCAUACACAGACCUGGACAGGAAUGUAGACAUCUUGAAUCAUAUUUUAGAUGACAUAGCAAUCUUCAUGGGAAAAGUAUCUGCAGUAGUAGCGAAAAAUGCAAAGAAAAAGAAGAAAAAGAAAAAAGGAAAAGCCCUAGACGGUAUGCCACCUGCAGCAGAGUUUGAAGAGUGUUUCCAUAAGAUCAAAUGUGGUUUCAACCUGGUGGGGGAGCUCAAUGGAAGGAUUAACAAUCCCAGCGCUCCUGAAUUUGUUCACUCCUUAUUUUCCAUAUUAACAUUCCUGGUAUCUCACUGCCCUGAAGAUCUGAUGAAGACCAUCGUGGCGCCGCUGCUGACGCCUCAGUGUAUCCGUCUGCUGAGUGAGGAGGCGUCCACAGAGGAGGACCAGCUGUGGCAGUCUCUGGGAGACGCCUGGAACAUCCCCAGCACCCAAUGGCCAGAAGACGACGAGGACAUCCCAACAUACACUCUGGAGUUCUCUGACGGCUGGCAGGCCCCUGAGGUGACUGCAGCACCUGAACCCAGUGAACCAAUGAGAAGAGAGGAGCAUCAACAACCUGCACCCUACCAGGCUCCAGCCAAGAGUAUAACACCAGCUCAUCGCCCCAGAAAAUCAUCACGCUUUGUUCAGUCGCCACCGCGUGACAUGUAUGUUACGUAUGACUUCAUCUCAAGAAACCAAAGAGAGCUCACCGUGAGAAAAGGAGAAGUAGUUCAGCUGCUGGACAUGUCGAAGCAGUGGUGGAAAGUGAGGGACAGCGCAGGGCAGGAGGGCUAUGUUCCCAAUAAUGUCCUGGAGGUUUAUGAUGAACAACAGAUGGAGCAGGCGCCUGGGGGUGCUCCUGUCCUCACAAAGAAAUCCAAGCCUGCAGAAGUGAAAGCUUGGCUGGAAGACAAAGGCUUUAGUAAAAUCACUGUGCGCUGUCUGGGCGGGCUGAGCGGCCCCAUGCUGCUGGGCAUGAGCCGAGAGGAACUGAAGACCGUUUGUCCCGAGGAAGGAGGACGAGUCUUCUUCCAGUUACAAGCAGUCAAAUCCGCCAUGAGUGUUGCCACGUAA